AUGCCCAUCAUCAGCAAUGCCAACCACGACUUCAGCACCUACUCUGUCAGCAGUGACGACAGCAGCCUCGACCGCUUCUUCACCGAGAUCCCGGAGACUGAGACCAUCAAGGGUGUGUACUUCCAGCGUGCUCAGCUGCUCCGAGACCGCAAGGCCUCGUAUGUGGUCGACCACACGCUGCAGGUUCUCAUCAACGUCGGGGGCAACCGCUACACUUUCCCCUGGAGCACCUUGGAGCAGUUUCCUCAUAGCCGACUGGGACGCCUACGCUUCUGCAACACGCCCGAGGAGAUCGCACGCCUCUGCGACGACUACGACGAGACAUGCCAGGAGUAUUUCUUCGACCGUAACCCCACGGCCUUCAGGGUCAUCCUCAACUUCCUGGCUGCGGGAAAACUACGUCUGCUGCGAGAACUGUGUGCUGUGUCGCUACACGAUGAGCUGGACUACUGGGGCGUUGACCCGGGCCACAUGGAGCGCUGUUGCCGCCGCCGUAUGAUCACCCGCGUGGACGAGGUGGCUGAGCGAGAGCGUAAAGAGGAGGAGUGGAGGCAGAAGAGGGUGAUUAUCAAGCAAACCCCCACAGAGAGUUUAAAAGGUUACCGAAGAGUGAUCUGGAUGCUACGAGAGGUGGUGGAAAACCCUCACUCAGGGCUGGCUGGGAAAAUGUUCGCCUGCCUCUCUGUGAUCAUGGUGAUGGUCACUGUAAUCAGCCUGUGCAUCAGCACCAUGCCGGACCUCAGAGAUGAAGAGACCAGAGGUGAGUGCUCCCAGAAGUGUCAGAGCAUGUUCGUGGUGGAGUCCAUCUGCGUCGCCUGGUUCACCUUGGAGUUCGUGCUGCGAUUCGUCAACGCCCAGAGCAAGCUGGCCUUCGCUCGCGGCCCUCUCAACAUCAUCGACGCCAUCGCCAUCCUGCCGUACUACGUCUCCCUGGUGGUCGACGUCAAAGAUCCAUCACAGGAGGACGUCAUCAUGGGUACCGGCAGAGGCUAUCUGGACAAACUGAGCCUGAUCCUGCGGCUGCUGCGUGCCCUGCGCAUCCUGUACGUGAUGCGGCUGGCUCGCCACUCUCUGGGCCUGCAGACUCUGGGGUUGACCAUGCAGCGCAGCAUGAGGGAGUUCGGCCUGCUGCUGCUGUUCGUCUGCGUGGCCGUCACCCUCUUCUCACCGCUGGUCCAUCUUGCCGAGAGCGAACUGGCGCCGUUUGCAGCCACGCAACCCCAACACAGCUUCAGCAGCGUCCCGGCCUCUUAUUGGUGGGCCAUCAUCUCUAUGACAACGGUGGGAUAUGGCGAUAUGGUGCCACGCAGCAUCCCAGGACAGAUAGUGGCGCUGACCAGCAUCCUGAGUGGGAUUCUCAUCAUGGCGUUUCCAGCUACUUCCAUCUUCCACACCUUCUCCCGCUCUUAUCAGGAGCUCAAGCAGGAGUACGAGAGGCUGUGGAAAGAGGAGAGGGGCGAGGAGAUGGCCGCCGAGUCGGAGGAGAGUUGCUCCAAACUCAACUUGUCACCACAUGAGGUCACAUCUGUGUUCAGAGAGGAAAAAGAGAGUCUGAUGUUAGACAAGAGUCCUCAGUCCACACUUCCAUCUACAGCUUUCUAA
This is a messenger RNA of Scomber japonicus (chub mackerel), 1602 nucleotides long. RefSeq names its product potassium voltage-gated channel subfamily G member 4-like. The transcript has 2 exons. The record is from RefSeq and is a predicted model, not a curated record. Gene Ontology annotation, cellular component: voltage-gated potassium channel complex; membrane. Gene Ontology annotation, biological process: protein homooligomerization; potassium ion transmembrane transport. Lineage: Eukaryota; Metazoa; Chordata; Actinopteri; Scombriformes; Scombridae. Gene Ontology annotation, molecular function: protein binding; delayed rectifier potassium channel activity. The coding region runs from base 1 to 1602 and encodes 533 amino acids.